Messenger RNA from Ustilaginoidea virens, 2757 nucleotides. RefSeq lists its product as uncharacterized. Lineage: Eukaryota; Fungi; Ascomycota; Sordariomycetes; Hypocreales; Clavicipitaceae. Gene Ontology annotation, molecular function: ATP binding; aspartate-tRNA ligase activity; RNA binding. Gene Ontology annotation, cellular component: aminoacyl-tRNA synthetase multienzyme complex; cytosol; cytoplasm. Gene Ontology annotation, biological process: aspartyl-tRNA aminoacylation. The transcript has a single exon. The record is from RefSeq and is a predicted model, not a curated record. The coding region runs from base 1 to 2757 and encodes 918 amino acids.
AUGCCAAGCUCCUCUGUGUUCGCUCCGGUGGCAUCGGCCUUCGGCUUGCCCCGGUCGUCGCCCAGUCGAAACUCCAGUCCCCUCAGGACCGGCGACGUCACAGAGGAUGCCAAUUACACAGCAACCUUGUUGACGUCAAAUGCUUCGGGAAUCACCAGCCCGAGCCCCAGUUCCGCGUCGCCCGCUACUCCUUCCACGCCCCCAUUCUCUGCAAGUGCUUUCGGCAGCAACAAGCGACUGCCCAAGAUGAACGACGGCGCCGUCGACGUCGUCAAGAGCUCAGCCCGCUCCAGCCUGGAGAUGCUCAGCCUCAGCAACUACCGAGCCGAUCUGGACAGGCUCAACGACAAGUCGCAGCGUUCCAGCAUGGACAAGAGCAGCAGAGACUCUGGCCGCUCUAGCCUGGACAGUGGCCGCACAAGCUCCAGCGCCGAUUGGCCUGCCCACCCUUAUGAGCUCAACCCCAUCUCCGAGCUGGACAAGCUUCCCCUUGGAACAGAGGUCAACUUUCGAGCCAGGCUAGUCACCCAGCGACAGCUGUCCAAGAACCUAGACUUUCUCCUCUUCCGUGACCAGACGCACACCGUCCAGGGCGUCCUGUCUCGGGAGUACCUCGACAUGGUACGGUGGGUGCAGAAGCUCAACUCGGAAAGCCUGGUCCAGGUAAACGGGACCCUCAAGGCCCCGCCCGAGCCCGUUCGUUCGGCGACGCAUUCCAGUGUCGAGGUGGAAGUGCAUUCCAUACUCCUGGUCAACGCUGCCCAGGGGGCGCCCUUCACAAAUUACAAGCCCCCCGAGACUCUUCGCAACCGCCUGACGUCCCGGAUUCUCGAUCUUCGUCACCCGUCCAAUCAAGCCCUGUUUCGAAUCCGCGCCCUUGUGGCGCGCAAGUUCCGCGAAACUCUGGAAGAGCAGGGCUUUUUGGAAAUCAACACCCCCAAGCUGCAGCCCGCUGCUACCGAGAGCGGCGCAGCCGUGUUCAAGGUAAACUACUUUGGCCGAAAUGCCUUCCUCGCGCAGAGCCCGCAGCUGGCCAAGCAAGAGGUCGUGUCGGCCGACUUUGGCCGCGUCUUUGAGAUCGGCCCCGUCUUCCGCGCCGAAAACUCCAACACGCAUCGCCACCUCACCGAGUACACCGGCCUCGACCUCGAAAUGGCCAUAGAACACGACUACCACGAGGUAAUCGCCGUCAUUGACGACUUCCUCAAGUCAGUGUUCGCCGCCGUGUAUGCCAUGCCCGAGUUGAGCGAGGUCCAGAAACGAUGGCCCAGCACAGAGUUCAAGUGGCUGGACGAGACCCUGAUUCUCGACUUUCAAGACGGCAUCCAAAUGCUUCGUGACGACGGCCGAGAUGUCGAGAUGGUGGAUCUGUCCACCCGAGACGAAAUUCGCCUGGGCCAGCUGGUCAGGGAAAAGUACGGGACCGACUAUUACGUCCUGGACAAGUUCCCCACCAGCGCCCGGCCCUUCUACACGCACAAAGACCCCCAAGAUCCAUUCUGGACGAGGUCUUUCGACAUCUUCAUCCGAGGACAGGAGGUCUGCUCCGGCGGCCAGCGCAUCAACGACGCCGCGGAGCUGCGGGAGAGCAUGAGGGCCUCGGGCAUCGCGGAAGACGGCAUGCAGGACUACCUCGACGCCUUUGAUCUCGGCGCGCCUCCCCAUGCCGGCGCCGGUCUCGGCCUGGAGCGCAUCGUGGCCUGGAUGCUGGAGCUCGGCGACGUCCGGUACGCCUCCCUUUUCCACCGCGACCCCAAGUCGCUGCCCGAACAAGCCCCCGGGCUGCCGCACCCGGAGGCCGACACCACCAAGCCGCUCCGAGACGGCGCCAUGCCGCCCGUCGAGAAGCUCAUUGCCAACUACGGCGACGCCUCCAACACGUCUUGGCUGGACGAGCGGUUCGAGAUCUGGAGACACCCCACCGGCGCCGCCGUCGGCUACGUCAGGCAGGACAAGUUCGCCAUGGUCACGGGAGACCCGCUGUGCGAAAAGUCGCAGUACAACGACGUCGUGGCCGCGUUUGUCAAGUUUGUGGAGCGCGACCUGGGCCUGUCGCCGGUGUGGAUGAUGGUCUCGUACAACGUCCAGAAGAUCCUCGGCCAGCAGCUGAAGUGGCGCACGCUGUCCUGCAUCGAGGAGCAGAGGGUGGACGCCAGCAAGGUGCACAGCGUCAACGGCAAGGGCCCCAAGGCGCGGCGCGUCGAGCGCGAAGGCGUCAAGAUGCAAGAGGUCAAGCCCGACGCCGACCUGAUGCGGCGGGCCGACGAGGCCAUCGCGGCCUGGAAGGCCAACCGCAAGGGCAAGCAGAUGCACCUGACCGAGGUGCGCCCCUGGGUCGACAUGGACCACCGCCGAUACUACGUCGCCGACAAGGGCGGCAAGAUGCUGGCCAUGGUGGUGCUGGCGAAGCUGUCGCCCGAGCACGGCUGGCAGGUCAAGUGGGCGCUCGACUUCCCCGGGUCCGUCAACGGCGCCAUCGAGGUGCUCAUCGAGCACGCCCUGUCGACCAUCUCCGGCCAGGUCACGUUUGGCGUGGGCGUGUCGGAGAAGAUGACGCCGGGGGAGCACCUGCACGGCCUGCGCGCCAAGUUCCUAGCCUCGGCGUACGCCUCCAUAGUCGACAGCCUGGGCCUGCGUCGCAAGGCCGACUUCCGCAGCAAGUUUGGCGCCCUGGGCGACGUCGUCUACAUCUGCUUCCCCAAGCACGGCCUGGGCCUGCGCGACAUUCAGCACAUUGUCAAGUUUUUCCAGGACUAG